CAUAUUUUCAGGACAGAGUUUUUUGCAUUAUUUUUAUGUAGUUGAAUUGUGCUGAUGAGUAUCCGGAUAUUAUCAGUAAAUUUUUUGGAAAGUGGAGGCCGAAAGAAACACGUGACUGAUCAAAAUGAGAUUGAACCCAGUGUUUUGUGCAAAGAGCAUUGGGCGAAUGCUCGAAUAUUAUUCGCAGUUCAACCCUUCGCCGUUGUCCAUCAAACAAUUUAUUGAUUUUGGAUUAAAUGCGACGGAAAGGACGUCGUUCAACUUUUUGCGCCAGGAGUUACCUGUGCGCCUGGCUAACAUUAUGGCGGAAAUACAUUUGCUGCCCGAGUAUUUACUCUCGAUGCCAUCCUCAAAGAUGGUACAUGGAUGGUACGAGCGGUCAUUCCUGGAGAUACUUGAUUUCCAAAAAUCGGAUUCAAACGACCCUGCUGUGCUGAAUACUUUUGUGGAAACGCUCAUCAAGAUCAGGAAUCGUCAUUCAAGCGUCGUCGAAACGAUGGCUCAAGGUGUCAUCGAGCUUAAAGAAAGCAGAGAUGUCGACGCUGUUACGGAAAAUUCGAUUCAAUAUUUCUUGGAUCGGUUUUAUAUGUCACGCAUAUCAAUUCGAAUGCUCAUCAAUCAACACACUUUGCUUUUCGGCGGAGAACUGAAUGGCGGACAGAGCAACAUUGGAUCCAUCGACACCAAGUGCAACUUGGUGCAUGUAAUCCAUGACGCGUUUGAAAACGCUCGAUUUUUGUGCGAACAGUACUAUUUGGCUUCUCCGGAUUUGAUCAUUCGUGGAGUUGAUGGAAACGAACCGACACAAUUGCAUUUGGUCUACGUCCCUUCGCAUUUGUACCAUAUUUUCUUCGAACUGUUCAAGAACUCUCUACGUGCUGUAGUGGAGCACCUUGGUUCGGGUGAGAGUUAUCUUAUUUUCGAGUAUUUUACUCCGGUUUUGUAUCUGGACGUUUAUCUCUCUUGUUCCUCUGUAGGGACGACGGAGUUUCCUCCAAUCGAGGUUCGGAUCUCGGUGGGUAAAGAAGACAUAUGUAUCAUGGUAUCCGAUUUGGGCGGAGGGAUUCCGCGCAGCUCGUCGGACCUUUUGUUUGCGUACACCUAUUCUACCGCCCCGCAACCCUCGCCAAGUGGAUCGGGGUCUGCCCCACUUGCCGGAUAUGGGUACGGGUUACCGCUGUCGAGGUUGUACGCUCGAUAUUUCCGUGGGGACCUUCUGGUGACAUCGAUGGAGGGAUAUGGAACGAAUGCAUUGGUGUAUCUGAAGGCAUUGACUAGUGAAGCAAAUGAGCUUCUCCCGAUAUUCAACAAAGCGUCGUCGAAGAACUACGAAGGCUCAGUGCAGACAUCGGACUGGAGUGUUCCUGGACAAUUUUCCACAAACUUGAGGUAUUUCUGAGUGGUUCUUCAGCUAUGGACUGGUUGACAAAAGAUGGCUUCAUUGUGCGUCGUCUGAAGCCUCGUUUCAUUUACUAGAAGUUCUAGUCGGAAAUUUACCGACGUCGUCGAUGACACUUUUCUCAGAUUCGUCGAAACGUGGCAUUUUUUUUAGAGGUAUAAGAUCUUCAGAUUGUCUAUUCUGGAAACACGGCGUUUGUCUUCCCUCAUCGCCUGACGGGGAUGUCGAGAAAGUAAAUCGGUUUUACAGUCCGUUACUAACGGUUUUGUCAAGAAUUGGAAUUCUCUGCAGCGUUUGCCAAUGUUCAGCCAAACGUAAAGAACUUUUCAGGGAAGGAAGAGGCUGAAGAGAUGCAUAAUUUUGUACCAGAUCCGCGUGACGUGUUUCUUCUAGGCGUAUGAUUGGUGCUUUCGGUUCACUUGUCAAGUUUGCUACUAGUCCUUGUUGAAGUCGAGUUUCAACUCGGUUCGAUUGAUAGUGUUAUACGACUUUUGUGGUCGGCUUUGAUUUUGGGUGGCUGUGUUUUAUUUCUAUCCGGAUGCCGUUAAUGCACGCAAAUGAAUCUCCCUC
Molecule: messenger RNA, 1969 nt
Organism: Notodromas monacha
Lineage: Eukaryota; Metazoa; Arthropoda; Ostracoda; Podocopida; Cyprididae
Source: the annotation of a GenBank genome assembly